This is a messenger RNA of Dermacentor andersoni, 2070 nucleotides long. RefSeq lists its product as uncharacterized. The record is from RefSeq and is a predicted model, not a curated record. Lineage: Eukaryota; Metazoa; Arthropoda; Arachnida; Ixodida; Ixodidae.
UGAAAUCAAAACCGAUUCAACGUGCGAUUCGUUGUGCAACGGUGCGACCACAGUUUUUGUGUGUCCCCUACAAGUUUUGACCGUUUAACCUACGGAUUUGCUGUGUCAGCUUGUUAGAGGCCGUUGAUUAGGUAUCUCGUUUUCGUCGUCGCGUAAUGUGACCUGAAUUUAACUGUGAAAUCGAUCCUGCGUUGUCAGAGGUUGACCGCAUGUUGACAUUCGUUGAUAGGCGCCUACGGGACGAACACUGUUCCAUGUUAUCGUUGUUGUUAUAGACUUGCUAGAAAAAAAGAGACGCUGGAAACGCUGUUUAUUAUACGGUCACGAUGCGGUGGAUCAAGUUUGACACGACCGUCGGCGGAAUGUUCGGCCGCGAAGUGUGUCCCGAAGACAGCGAAUAUUUGCUUUCACACAUUGACACUUUCAAGUGUAUGUGGCACGAACAGACUCGAAACUACUGGGUACGAAUGGUCAUAAGUCUAAGAGAAUACGUGAAGAAACACAUUUUUACAUAUGAAUCCCUGGAAAGACUCGGUGCCCCUGUAGAAAUCUUCGAGAUGUUAAUAGAAUACGCGUAUAUAAACAUCUGCACCAAUUUUACGCAAGAUAGUUUUGGAAAAGCCAAGGACUUCCUAAUGGCCAUUAUAAAUGUUACGGCAAACAAAGAUAUGAAGAACCAGAUAGGAACGCGACCCCUAUCAAAUGACCCAUUCUACAACAAAUUUACGAGAGAUUCUUAUAGAACAGUAUUUGGCCAACCUACUACCGCAAUCAAGAUGCAAUUACAGGUUUACGUAUCUGCCCCGCUGUAUGGACGUUUCGCCGCGGGUGUUGUGGCUAUCCUGAAACAGUGGGUUCAAGCCGCCGACUGCUCCCUGAAGGACUUCUAUCAAAAGUUCCACUCCAAUUCCUACUGGUCCUACCCAGAUGACUUCUGCCCUCAGAAGAUAUUCUUCAAGUUCCUCGAGGAAAGGUGUCACGGAUGGGAGAGCCCCGACUUUGAAGAAGUCGAGCAGGUCAUGAUCCAGGCGCCUGACCGCAAGACAGAAUUUGUGGACGUCGUCGCCAUUUUGCCCAGCGAACUCAUGGAUUACAGCGGCGCCAACGUGGACGACAGCGGUAGCGAGCACAGUGAUGAUAGUGAUGGUGAAUACGGCAUCAAGAACUGGCAUGACAUCAUGUUUGCUGUGAGCGACCACCUCAUCUACCAUUGUCCAUUCCAUGUCGAGCAGCUAUGUGCCACCUGCAUGGCUGAUGUCUCGGACAACUCGGGUGAUGAAUCCGAUUCCGUCUCCGUCGAGGACAGUUGCGAAGACUCCGACUCUGACAAUGCUGCAUCAGAGGACUACAAUUUUUGGCACCAGCCUAAGGUAUUAUCUGCCUUGCACGCCGCGGAGCAAAAGUACAGGGAGAGAAUGCUGGACAAAGCCUUGGAAGCCCACACCGACGACAGCACAGCAAAUGCUCCUGCCUCGUCGCGGAAGAACAGGAAGUCUCGCAAGAAUUCUCGCGUCACCCUCUCCAUAAACGUCGUGCAGCUGCCGUCGCAGCGACCGCAACCAGUCUUCUUCAAGGCUGGUGCAGUGCCGCCGAAGUCUAAGCCGCAACCCGAAAUAAUCAACUUCGAGGACGAUGACGAGAAGGCCAGCAAAAUUGCUGCUGCCCUAGAACGACUCAAACUAAAAAUAGACAGCAAUGGGACACCUCCUGCUCAGCAGCAGCCCGAGAAGCCUCGAGAGUCGGCAGCGUCGCAGGAGAGAGCCAAGUCUCAGCCACCGCAGAAGGCGGCACCACCGAAGGAAGCCCAGGCUGUGGACAAGAAGCCAUUGGCCAACGGUGCUGUCGCUGCAUCAAAGAUGACGCAGCGAAAGUGUGCCAGCUGUAGCAAGAGUGAAGGCGUCAAGCUCAAAAAAUGCUCGCUGUGUGUCCAGCAGAAGAUGGACCCGGUGUAUUACUGCUCGAGAGAGUGCCAAAUGGAGGACUGGGAAGAGCAUCAAACAGUUCACACGGAUGACAUAGACUGAGUUCUGCAAGCACUGGAAAAUUUAAUAAAAUAAGAUUAUGAUGUUC